Molecule: messenger RNA, 1440 nt
Organism: Aureococcus anophagefferens
Lineage: Eukaryota; Pelagophyceae; Pelagomonadales; Pelagomonadaceae
Exons: 2
Coding region: 1-1440 (479 amino acids)
Biological process (GO): proteolysis
Cellular component (GO): chloroplast thylakoid; membrane
Molecular function (GO): ATP-dependent peptidase activity; ATP hydrolysis activity; metalloendopeptidase activity
Source: RefSeq, a predicted model, not a curated record
AUGGGCGGCAUGGGCGGGCCCGGCGGCCCCAUGGGCAUGCUCCAGCCCAAGUCGAAGAUCGAGAUGGAGCCGAAGACGGGCGUCACCUUCGACGACGUCGCGGGCUGCGACGCGUCCAAGCUCGAGCUCGAGGAGGUCGUCGACUUCCUCUCCAACCCCGAGAAGUUCACCAAGGUCGGCGCGCAGUCGCCCCGCGGCGUCCUCCUCGAGGGCCCGCCCGGCACGGGCAAGACGCUCCUCGCGCGCGCCGUCGCGGGCGAGGCCGGCGUGCCCUUCAUCUCCGCGUCGGGCUCCGAGUUCGUCGAGAUGUUCGUCGGCGUCGGCGCGUCCCGCAUCCGCUCCCUCUUCGCGGACGCGAAGAAGAACGCGCCCUGCAUCAUCUUCAUCGACGAGAUCGACGCCAUCGGCCGCCAGCGGUCCUCCGGCGGCGGCUUCGCGUCCAACGACGAGCGCGAGCAGACCCUGAACCAGAUCCUCACGGAGAUGGACGGCUUCAGUGGCAACACGGGCGUCAUCGUCAUCGCCGCGACGAACCGCGGCGACAUCCUCGACAACGCCUUGCUCCGCCCCGGCCGCUUCGACCGCCGCGUGCCCGUGGACCUCCCGGACAAGGCCGGCCGCGUCGAGAUCCUCAAGGUCCACUGCCGCGACAAGCCCCUCGCGCCCGAGGUCGACCUCGACGCGAUCGCGUCGCGCGCCAUCGGCUUCUCGGGCGCGUCGCUCCAGAACCUCAUGAACGAGGCGGCCAUCGUCGCCGCGCGCCGCGGCAAGGACAUCAUCUCCUUCGACGAGAUCGACUUCGCCAUCGACCGCCUCACCGUGGGCAUGCAGAAGCAGUCGACGUCCGCGAACCAGUCGCGCGACUCCGCGGACAAGCGCCAGAGCCUCGUCGCGUGGCACGAGGCGGGCCACGCCGUCAUGGCCGCGCUGACGCCGGGCUACGACGCCGUCACGAAGGUGACCAUCAUCCCCCGGACGAACGGCGCGGGCGGCUUCACGCUCUUCACGCCGAACGAGGACCGCAUGGAGAGCGGCCUCUACUCCUACAAGUACCUCAAGGCCCAGCUCGCCGUCGCCCUCGGCGGCCGCGUCGCCGAGGAGCUCGCCUUCGGCAAGGAGGAGGUGACGACGGGCGCGUCGAACGACCUCCAGCAGGUCCGGUCCAUCGCGCGGCGCAUGAUCGCGCUCCGCGCGAACCCGCGCAACAUGGGCCAGGCCGCGACCGCGUCCGGCGAGACGGAGCGCCUCAUCGACGUCGAGACGAAGAUGCUCGUCCAGGAGGCCUACGACACGUGCUACAAGACGCUCACGGACAACAUGUCCCUCAUGCAGACGGUGGUCGACGAGCUCGUCGAGAACGAGACCGUCGACGCGCCCACGUUCCAGAAGCUCGUCCUCCAGAACAGCCUCGACCCCAAGCAGGCCGUCGCCGCGCUCUAG